AUGAAUCGGACCAACCACUACAAGACUCUAGUACACCCCCAGUUAAAUGCCAGCAAUCACAUUUCUACGAGUUGUCGUGUGUUAGCCGGUUUGACCUGGGUGUCACCGAAUGCCUCCCUGGACCGGUUGGAUUUGAAUGCACUGCAUCGGUGGACCGGCCCCAGAGCUGAAAGACCAGUGGUGAUGUUCGACAGCAUGCAAAGUCCUGAUUGGUAUGCCCGUACAAAACAUUGGCAUCCAUGGAUACCUCACAAUCUAGCUGGGUUUCGAUGGCACCCAGGACAUGGUGCCCCAUCCCUGAGCUGGGAUGACGAAGCUGGGGCAAAACAGGAUCUUGUACUCUUGGUCAAAAUCUUGGGUGCCAUCUAUCGGGAUCUCCGGCCUGAGGGCCCUAAACCUGAUAAUGCUUAUCGCAUUAGUGACCUAGAUAUCAGUCUCCCGCAGUCCCAGGAUCAAGCUCGGAAUUUCAUGCUUUCCACUAGUGGUUAUAUCCGGUGGCUACUAGCACAUCGUUAUGAUGACGUGGUGGAGUGCAUGAAGGCAAGGCUGACUUCUCAGGAUCUAGAGCGGAUGCAGGCAUGGAGGCUGGACUUGCCUGGAGGAGUGGGUGUCAUUUUGGAUCUGGUGCGGGACCGGAGAGAAAUGAACAUAGGGUUGUACGUCCGGCAUGGUAUUCCAGUCUACUAUCCUUGGACCGUAUCUGCAGUGGAUGAUCCCACCUUGUAUUGCUUGUCCCCCUCCUACUUGUUAUCCCAACCUCACAAACUUGAAACUUCCUUGCCAGCUCCAGGUGUGGACUUCUUUUUCCAGCCGCUCAUUCCUGGUCAGCAGGGCUCAGCCAUGAUAGCCCAGAAACUACCCCCUCUCCAGCACAAGGUGGUAGACUUUGAGGGUUGGCUACCCCGAUCCAUUUCUAAAAAGACAGCCCGUCUUUGUUUCCAGUCAUUUUAUUUCGAGGAAAGGUGGGAUCAGGCCCAGUCAGGUCGGCUGCGCAUCUACCAUCGAUUUAGACUCAACGCCAACUCUAAACCACGGGCUGCGGAGCCUGAUGUUCGAGAUGAUUAUAUCCGGGAGAGGUGGAAGUUUUGCCACGCUCCCCCCUCUGGGCAGUUUUAUGACACUUCCACUCAACAGCUGAUGACCGGAAAAUCCAGUGUCAUGCUUGCUGUGCAAGAAGACCACCACUCACCGGUGGUGAUACUACCGUCCAGGCCCAGACACACUGAAGUUGCACCUAUGUUUCUGCCUCCCGCCCAUACUAUCUCCCCUGGAAAUUCCGUGGCGGAGGUACAAGUUCCCCCUGCUGUGGAUUCUGAUGCAAAAUGGAAGGAAGUUGCGAUCACCGUGGAAUUAGAGGGCAGAAUGCAGACAUUUGUUUUGAGGCUCCACCCCUUGUACAUGCCUGAUGAACCUGGGGCAUGA
Molecule: messenger RNA, 1422 nt
Organism: Suillus bovinus
Lineage: Eukaryota; Fungi; Basidiomycota; Agaricomycetes; Boletales; Suillaceae
Exons: 1
Coding region: 1-1422 (473 amino acids)
Source: RefSeq, a predicted model, not a curated record